Molecule: messenger RNA, 1216 nt
Organism: Spirodela intermedia
Lineage: Eukaryota; Viridiplantae; Streptophyta; Magnoliopsida; Alismatales; Araceae
Source: the annotation of a GenBank genome assembly
AUGCAGUAUCUGAUUAGAACCCUGAAGAAGCUAAAGUGCGAGAGCGACUUGGCCGUCCAGAUAGACAAGUACCUUCUCUCGCUCUCAGAUCUUCUGUUCCUGAGAAUAAGUUUCUCUCUCUUCGCGAAACAUGGUCCUUAACUAUUAUCUAUCGUCUCUGCCUGCCUGUGCUUGGAAUCCAGCUCGGGGACUGUGAACAGCAACAUGGAGGUGAUCUUCUACACUAGAGAGAGAGAGAGAGAGAGAGAGAGAGAGAGAGAGAGAGAGAGAGAGAGAGAGAGAGAGAGAGAAGCAUGCAAGUUCCAUCUAACCAUCACGACCCUUUGAACCCUAAUUACUUCUCCGAAUUUCAAUACCGCAGGAGCUCCAGCAGGAGAUCAACAGCUUCCAGCACCAACUACAGCUUGCAGAAGAGCGCCUACGGUAACUCUUUCCCUCUGUGAACACGGUUGGAGCGCUAAAUUCUUCAGCUGACAAACCUUGGGCUCUCUGACCAGUUUCUUCGAGCCGGAACACCUGAGCAUGUCCUCCCCGAGCGACUUGGAGGCAAGCGAGAGGUUCGUCCUCGACGCCCUCGCACGUGUGACACAGAGAAAGGUAGCCUCACGUGGACAUCAUGCAUGGGUUCCUUUUACUUCCCCAUGCGACGUUGACUUUACCUUCUCCGUGGCAGAAAUCCUUGAUGGGUGGUGGCAAUCUCCUGCCGUACGAUGACUCCACUCUCCAGGCGAGUCCCCCGAAAUUAUUUAACCUCUAGUCGCGUCAUUAAGGGCCUGAUAUCGGUUAAUAAACUCGUCGGAGGCACGUGCGCAGAUGCUCCUCGACUCCCAGGAGGGUGUUUUUCCUGCCACGUACGAGAGCGAGGUGGCGAGCUGGGUCGCCGAUGGCGACCACCACCCCGGGCAGAUGUUCGUGUCAACAUCUGAGCCCUUUAUGUCCUUGAGGUGAGGCUGCGGUUUCGUUGAGUCAACUGUUCGGACGGCUGACAUUUGACUCCUAUGAGGGCUGUAGGGAGUCCGCGUUGUACGACUCUCUUCAGAAGGGCACGGGCGGGCUCCACGUGGAACCCUCGUACCACCUUGGCGACUGCCAGCUCAGCGAACAAGGUGACGGGGUUCUCCCACCAUGGCACCAGGCGUACACGUCGACCGAGCUUCUCUCUUCUCUCCUCCCCCCAACGCCCUUCCUGCCUCUGCUGCAGGUUUGUCCUAGUUGA